AUGUUCAUUAAUAGGGGCGAGGAAUUUUCCAAACUUGACAAAGAGUUUAGCCAGAUAAUCAAAAAUACCAAAUUGAAAGUUGUCAGUUUACCGGAAACCAACAGAUCAAUUCUCCUACUACCAGCGGUAGUGUAUCCAGAUAGAGUCACCAACAAGUAUUUGAUAGAGGCUGAUUCAUUCAAAGAGUUCUUUGAUUUGAAUGGAGAUGAGUUACACCGAUUACAAAAUACAAACAAUUACAGAGACGAUGUCUUUUUGAAAGUUUAUGACAUCCGUGAAAUCUUUGAAUAUUACUUUAGAAACAUUGAACACAUUGCAGAGAUGGACCCGUUAAUCACUUCCGAUGAAGCUUAUCAUCGAAAGGUUAUUUCGCAGUUUACCCGAGAGGUUAACAUAAAUAAAUUCAUAAGAAGUCAUAAUGCAUCAUGUUCAAGAGGGGAAGACAAGAUCAAUUGUCCAGAUAUGCUUUCAUAUGGUGCUAUUAUCAGGGAGAAUACGUUCUAUGGGUUCUACAUUUGUUUCCAAUACAUUAAGGUCCACGAGAGGCUUUCAAGAAGUGAUAUUCCAAACAUCACACACGAAGUUGAAAAACUACACAAAGUUGGAAUCACACAUGGUAAACUGAUGGAGAAUAUCAGCGUUAAUGAGGACGGUACUGUCACUUUUUUUGACUUUGCUAGUGCGCAUAGACUUGAUGAGGGAACCUCCAAGUUGGAAAAGCACAGUGAUGUUUGUAAUGAUUUUUUGAGUAUACUGAGACUUUCUGGACAUUUAGAGAAGAGUAAGGAUGGCUUUAUAAAAAACCCAGCCACACGAUUACCAUAG
Messenger RNA from Hansenula anomala, 825 nucleotides. RefSeq lists its product as uncharacterized. The transcript has a single exon. The record is from RefSeq and is a predicted model, not a curated record. The coding region runs from base 1 to 825 and encodes 274 amino acids. Lineage: Eukaryota; Fungi; Ascomycota; Saccharomycetes; Phaffomycetales; Wickerhamomycetaceae.